AUGGCUUCAGAUGAUAUCGGAUUCGAUACCGGAGCUUUAAUGUCAGCAGUCCUGGAAGGCAUUUUAGAUGGAUUUUCGUUGCUCAUGUUUAUGGGCAGCAUCUGGUCUUUGACCUACAAACAGCACGUGCGGUACAUCAAUCGCCCAAUCAUCAUAGUUGCUAUUUUGCUGUUGUUACUGAGUACUGUACACAUUGUGGUGAACAUCAUUCGUGUGGAAGAUGGGCUGGUGAAGUAUCGCAACACAUACCCAGGCGGGCCGGUAGCAUUCUUUGCAGACAUAUCGCAAGAAACGUAUGUGAUCAAGGAUGUGAUAUAUGUUUUGCAAACUCUACUUGCUGAUGGGGUCGUGAUUUAUCGCUGCUAUGUUGUUUGGCAAUCCGUCCGGGUUAUCAUCCUACCAGGCAUGCUGUGGUGUAGCGCCGCAGUCACUGGUGUCCAUGCGCUCUACAAUGUUUCGCAAUCCGGGUCCGGUACUAGCAUCUUCUCCCAAGAACUUGCAACGUGGGUCAUGGCGUUCUUUGUCUCGACAAUCGCAGCUAAUGUAUUGAGUUCAGGAUUACUGGCAUAUCGAAUAUGGACGAUCGAACGUGAUGUCGCUACAAUUCGCUCCAGUACACAGGGCACCAUGAUGCCAAUAGUGCACGUGCUCAUGGAUGCUGCCAUUUUGUACUCUAUGGCACUUAUCGCUGCAUCGAUCUGUUUCCUCUGCUCGAACAAUGGAGUAUAUGUUAUGGUGGAUAUGGUGACACCGAUCAUAUCGAUUGCCUUCUACAUGGUGCUUAUUCGCAUCGCCAUCAAUCGACACAUACUGCUCGAACUUCUGGACCUAUUAUUUACAAGGAUAAAUUCAAUGCCUCGAGUGUCCUGUCUCCUCCGUCUUGCAGACGACACGUACACCGAGAGUUAUAUCAGCACUAUUGGUGUUAGUCACCUCUUCCCCUUCGCCGUCGAUAGCUGCAACCUUGGAAUCGGUCGUAACGCUGUCGCGAAGGUCAAGUCCUUCUGUCAAUUCUCAUGGUGGUCGACGUGCGAGUUCUCUCAACGUUCCGUCGCCUCAGCAGCGCUCUUCUUCCUCCAGUCGCGUUCUGUUCAAUUUCGAUGACAUCUCAAAGUAUGUGAUACCUCCUGGAGAGCUUUGUAGGCAGCAGGUUAUCUGUGCUACCCGGAAAUAUCGUGUCAUUGGCUUUCCUGUUCUGCUUCCUGGCAAUACUUCCAGUACAACGACUGGUUUGUCUUCGAGCGGUCUGCGGAUUUAAGUUGCUAUGAACCAACAGUUCGCAAGGUCAGCCGUGUCCUAACGGCCUGCGAGGUCAGCUCUUUACCCUACAGUGUACGAAGCACUUUUCCGACCUCUCGGAUUAGCCCGAACUCAAAAAUGUAUCUAGUCCUCGAAAUUUGACUGCUUUGUACCGUAGAGUAGCGCAAAUGCAUUCUUUUGACUUGUAGAUUAA
This is a messenger RNA of Suillus bovinus, 1453 nucleotides long. RefSeq lists its product as uncharacterized. NCBI's taxonomy places the organism in Eukaryota, Fungi, Basidiomycota, Agaricomycetes, Boletales, Suillaceae. The record is from RefSeq and is a predicted model, not a curated record. Bases 1 to 1104 code for a protein of 367 amino acids. The transcript is spliced from 9 exons.